Molecule: messenger RNA, 2347 nt
Organism: Myodes glareolus (Bank vole)
Lineage: Eukaryota; Metazoa; Chordata; Mammalia; Rodentia; Cricetidae
Source: RefSeq, a predicted model, not a curated record
GGGCCGGAGGAAGUGCGCCGUGCUGCACAGGCGCAUUGGUGUCCUGGGGGCUCCGGAGCGGACGCCGGCGCUGCGAAUGUUACGGUCGCCAAGACAGUUCCUGGCCCCGCCCCGUGGCAACCGGAAGCCAAUGGUAAGCGUCUUUACGGUUGCUCGGCAACCUGUGGCGGCAAGAUGGCGGCGACUGACGAACGGACCCCGGCUUCGCUCCAGCCGAGUCGGCCCUCACCGAGACGGCCACCGCGUGACGGCUACGGCGUAUAUGUAUACCCAAAUUCUUUCUUCCGUUAUGAAGGAGAAUGGAAGGGAGGGAAGAAACAUGGUCACGGGAAACUCUUGUUUAAAGAUGGAAGUUAUUAUGAAGGUGAAUUUGUGGAUGGAGAAAUCACUGGGGAAGGCUACCAACACUGGGCCUGGUCAGGAAACACCUACUCUGGACAGUUUGUCUUAGGAGAGCCACAAGGACAUGGCAUCAUGAAGUACAAAGUCGGAGGUCACUAUGAAGGGGAGCUCCUCCACGGCCUGAGGGAAGGACAGGGGUUUCUGGAGGACCAGGAUGGGCAGGUGUACCAGGGUUCCUUCCAUGACAACAAGAGACAUGGCCGUGGGCAGAUGAUCUUUAAGAAUGGUGACAAGUACGAAGGCGACUGGGUUCGAGACCAGCGUCAAGGACAUGGGGUGCUGUGCUGUGCUGACGGCUCCACUUACGAGGGGCAGUGGCACAAUGAUGUCUUCAGUGGGCUGGGCAGAUUGGCACACUGCUCGGGAGUCACUUACUGUGGGAUGUUUAUCAAUGGCCACCCAGCAGCACAGGCUAAGAAAAUUGUGAUCGUGGGCCCAGAGGUACUGGAGGUGUUCCAAGGCUCUCCCUUCACGUUGAAUGUGCAGCUGCAGCAGGAUGAUGGAGAAAUUGCCAAGAGCGAGAGUGGCCGGAUGCUGAAGAUCUCAGCGGGGGUCAGAUAUGUACAGCUCCCAGCGUACUCUGAGGUCAGCUUCUUCAAGAUGGACGAAGAUCACAUGGAGACGCCCAUCGAGACACCGUUUGGGUUCCAGUGUAUCUCCUACCCUCUGUCCAUCCCCAAGGCCUGGGGACUGGAGUCUGGGUCGACUAUGGAAGGUGCCAGAGCUGACAUCCUGCUCCCCAAGAGAGACUCAGAGCCAGUGCUGGACUCAGGAGCCUUCCAUGGCCAGGGAGACACCCCCAGCAUCCUGCCAGCAAGGAGAUAUGACUCCUGCUGUCCUGCGGCCUGUCGGCGAGUGCAGCAAGGCCACGCUGAGUUUGCCGACAUCUUCCUCGGACCUCCUCCACCUGGGAUGCAGCCUGUUCUGUUCCUACCCGGCAUGCUUGAGAAGACCGGCAACAGUCCCAAGGGUGGCCAGAAUCCCCCAGAGGUGGCAUUCACUGUCCAAGAACCUCCAGAAGGCACCAGGUUGGCCUGAGUCAGAGCCAGCAGUCAGUACUGUCAUCCGGAGGCUUCAGACAAAAGGACUGAGUAACGAUGGAUGCUCGCUCCUCCACCCCGGCAAAGACUGAGAGUGACAUGCCACCCUGCAGUUCAGAGCAGUGCAGGGGAGCAUGCGGUCUAAUUUACAUACGAGCACAGCACUUGGAAGGCCUGUUUGCAGACAUCGUGCGGAAACAUCUCCUCUGGCUACAAAAAUGUCCCUCUGUGCCGCCUCAAAGCAGGCUUUGGCAGGGAAGGGAGGUGUAAGAUCUCUCAGCAACCCCGGGCUCGGCAUGAGCAAGGUCCUGUGGGCACAGCCUGGUGCCCGCCUCACUCCUCUGCCCUCCAGCACACACGGGGCCUGUGGGAUACUCACCAGGCCUGGUCACUCGUGCACAUGGCAGUAAGGGAGGAGAGAGCGCUCACAUCCCAGGGCCAUACAUGGGUAGACGAGUUCAGAAUCCAGUCCUUGACCUCCAGACUCCAGUGAGGCUGCUAGAGGCACAGAGGAGGUUGGGGCCUAGGCCUGGAAGGGAUGAAUGAUAGGGAGAGGUGGGUCCCGGGCAGGGUUCCUGGGCUCUAGGAAAGGGGUCCUUCUUAGUCUGUAAGUAGGUUUUUCAUGUUCUCAGAGUCUGAUCUCUGUCUUAAUACAUGGCUUCCCAAAGCCAGACCAACACUCUUCCGAGGAAGGACACAAUCAUGGAUAGGUAGGGAGAGGUGGGCAGUAGUGGGAACAGUCCGGCAGGCUCCUCCUGCCAGCGUUCCUGGGGCUGAACAUGUUUCUGUCCAGGGCCCCUUGCUGCAUUCCUGCAGAGACAUUCCAAGCAUGUUAUGGAAUUUCACUAACUGACAAAGGGCCCUGUCAGUCCCACACGAUGUGAAAUCAUGUCAGCUGCAAAAAA